Messenger RNA from Poeciliopsis prolifica (blackstripe livebearer), 2139 nucleotides. RefSeq names its product serine protease 53-like. The transcript has 10 exons. Lineage: Eukaryota; Metazoa; Chordata; Actinopteri; Cyprinodontiformes; Poeciliidae. Gene Ontology annotation, biological process: proteolysis. The coding region runs from base 33 to 1583 and encodes 516 amino acids. Gene Ontology annotation, molecular function: serine-type endopeptidase activity. The record is from RefSeq and is a predicted model, not a curated record.
CACAGCUGGAACAAGCUUGAUUUGCUGGCAACAUGUUCAUACUGAAGAAAUUUCAACAUCUCCUUGUGCUGACAUUUCUCUGUCAAACAGUUCAUGCAAGUCACAUCAUAAAUGGGGAUAAGGCUCCUGUAAACUCGAUGCAGUACAUGGUCUCAGUGCAAAGCAAUGGACGUCAUGCAUGUGGAGGAUUUCUGAUCAGUGAGGACUUUGUGCUCACUGCUGCACACUGCAAUAUUCCUAAACCCAAUCUGGUUGUCGUGGGAAAUCAGAAUAUCAGAAGUUCAAACAUAAGAAAAAUAAAUAUUCAGUACAGCUGCGUAUUCCCAGAUUACCAGAACGUUGGAAGUGGCGAUGACAUCAUGCUGCUUAAACUCUCUGAGAAAGUCUCCAAUGUCAAUGCAGUGAAGACCAUUCCAAUUCCAAAUUUCAGAAACUUUACAGAAAAUCAGAGAUGCAUGGUCGCCGGAUGGGGUAAAACAGAAAGCAACAUAUACAGCAAUGAUCUUAGAGUUGCAGAGGUGAAAAUCAUAAAUUCACAAGUCUGUCAGAAGGCAUGGGAUAACACUCUUCCACCAAAUGUGAUCUGUGCUGGUGGAUUUGGAACCACAAAAGGAUUCUGUCAGGGUGAUUCCGGUGGCCCUCUGGUGUGUGACGGGAAAGCUGUGGGUAUCGUGUCAUUCAACAGAAAUUCCAACUGCUCCUACCCAAAUGCACCCAACAUCUACACAGACAUUUCUAUGUAUCAUUCGUGGCUCAGAUGCCCUUUGAAGGAUAAGAAAUGUUGCUGUGCAACACAAGUUGGAUCUGCUGGCAUCAUGGACUGUUUGUCCACAUUUCUGUUUUUCAAUGUUCUAGCAUGUCUUGGACAAACUGUCCAGGGGAGUGACAUUAUACAUGGGGAAAAAGCCCCAGCCAACUCGAUGCAGUACAUGGUCUCAGUGCAAAAUAAACAGGGUCAUACAUGUGGAGGAUUUCUGGUCAGGCAGGACAUUGUGGUCACUGCUGCACACUGUGCUGACGAUGCACCUGUGCAUGUUGUUCUGGGAACCCACAAGCUAUCGAAGAGGAACAUGAGCCCAGUGAAUAUUGAAUACUUCUGUAGAUUCCCAAAUUAUACAGCUGUUGGACGUGGUGAUGACAUCAUGCUCCUUAAAUUGUCCAGGAAAUUUCCGCUAAAUAACAGGGUGAAAAUAAUUCCACUUCCAUCGUCUUCCAAUGCAAACCUUAAAGAUGAUCAGAACUGCUCUGUGGCUGGAUGGGGUAAAACUGAGACCAACCAUGUUAUGGUGGAUGACCUGAGAGUGGUGAAUGUGUCAAUCUUAAAUCCACAACUCUGUCGGGAGAAAUGGGGGGCUGGAUUUCCUCCUAAUGUGAUCUGUGCUGGUGGAUACAACACAGACAAAGGAUUUUGUCAGGGUGAUUCCGGUGGUCCACUGGUGUGCAACGGGGUAGCUGUUGGUGUUGUGUCAUUCAACAAACUUAACAACUGCAACUAUCCAGAUGUACCCAACGUCUACACAGACAUAUCCAAAUAUCUUCAAUGGAUCAACAACAUUGUGAAAACAAAUAAAUGUGUAUCAUAAGCUUAUUACAGAAGGUCUUCCUGCUCAGGGAGUUGUUCAUUUCAUUUUCAUGCCUCUGUCAGCUUCUGGCACUCAACAAAUAUAUUAAAUAAAGCAAAACGUAUUCAAAUGAUACACACUCUUUUUAUAGAUCAACAGAAACAUAUAUAUGCAUAUAUGUAUCACAGAUAAAAGAGGUCCUCAUCUGUUGAGGGUUAAGUCCAACCAGUCUAAAGACUCUCUUCAUUUUUUGCAUAAGAAAACAUCCAUGACAUUGCCUGGAGUUGUUUCACCUUCUAAAAUAAAAUCAUUUGCCCUUCUUGUCUGCUCCCUCCUAAAUUUCCCGUGUUGUCAAAUGAUCUGAACUAUGGAUCUUUGCAAGUGUUCUUGCCAUAAUUUUAACUUUCUCUUAAUUUGUUACUGCUGUUCAAAUUGGGUAUGUGUCUAUUUCCCCUCAUUUUCAUAAUCAUUCCCCAUACAUUAGCUAUAGGAGUUGAUCUGCCUAUUGAAUCACAAAAAUCUCUCCAUUUUGUCUUCUUUGCCUUCUUAAUAUCUGUCCUUUUUUAUAUUAAAUUAC